Molecule: messenger RNA, 1527 nt
Organism: Durusdinium trenchii
Lineage: Eukaryota; Dinophyceae; Suessiales; Symbiodiniaceae
Source: the annotation of a GenBank genome assembly
UCGGAGUAUUUUCAGAUUUCAUUAGGUAUGCAUUAUACCAUUAUAUAUAAUUAUAUAUGUAAUAUUAUAUAUAUAUAUAUUAUAUUUAAAUAUAACUAUAUAUAUAUAUAUCAUGUUUGCUUCUGUGAACUUGCCCGCUGCUCGGUAUGAGGUGUCCGAAAGAGUGGAGUGCCACUUGCACCUUGCUCUUUUUGUUUGGGAGGCGAGAAGCAAAACACCCAAAAUGUCAAGAUGUAUAUUUGCCUGUUUCAUGACUAUAAGUGAUCACUCUUGCAGAUCAGCAACUUGUGGCUGAUGUUGCAUCAUCCAAUGGACCGUUGAUAUCCUGGCUUCAUGAAGCUGCUGCUGGUUUUCCUGGCCUCCCUGGCCACGAUAUUGCUGUUGGUUGGUGGAAUCUAUCAAAUGAAUCCCAUUUACUUGAAGUUCCUUGGCCAAACCAUGCAGAGCCUGCAGAGCCUGCAGAGCUGCACCAACUUCGGAGGAUGGGACAUUCCAAAACGACAGCCCUCCAAGUCAGAUAUCGAAUUCAGCCAGCAGCAACCGAUCCGCUGGUUGUCAACCCUGGUGGUUCCAGAUGCCAAGCUGAUCUUUUGUCCACAGUAUAAAGUGGGCACCAACGAGUUCUUGCGGCUUCUCCGGGUGCUCGAUGGUCAGGACUACAAUACUAUGGGGAGCAAGCAUUACAUUGUUGGGAAGAACAGCUUGAAGAUUGCCUACAAUCUGACAUUGUUGAGAGAAUUUCGACAUGAUGCUUUGCAGAUGAUGUUCGACUCAGAUUGGGCCAAGUUGGUUAUAGUCCGUGAUCCACUGGAUCGCUUACGCUCAGCUUAUUUCGAUAAGAUACGCAGGCGACAUCCUGACCAAAAAGUCUUUGCGAAAGCACUGAAUGUUCCAGUUCCAGUCCUGAGGAGCUUGACCUUUGCUGACUUUGUCAGAAGAGUCGAUGCUCAAAUGAAACGCAAUGUGACUAAUGUCCACUGGCAGAAGCAAGCACAAGCAUGCGGCUUAACGCAUUUCAAGAAGUGUUACCAAUAUGUGCUGCACAUGGGCCUCGACAAGAGCACCCACCCGGUUUUGCGUGAUUGUGUACUUCGGAUCAUGGGGAGCAGAGUGAGUAAAUCAAAGCUCUCCACGCUGCAAAACAUUGUUGUCUCUGACAAAAUAAAAAGCAAGCUACAUAAGCAUCAGACUGAUUCAAACUUCAAGAUCUUGGACGACAUCUAUGAUAUGGCCACUUGCAAGCGGGCUCUCCGAAUCUACGCAGAAGACUACGACCUUUUUUCGCUGCCUAGGCCUGCUUGUCAUGAGACUUCCCCUCGUGUAAGGUGGCCAGUAUAGAUGAAGCUCCUGCUUGUCCGCCAAGGUCUACGUAAAGAGAGGUCCACGACAACAGAGUCUACGUUGGUUCAAAUCUCAACUGACUCAACGCCCAGGGUUUUCAAUUUGUUUUUUAUUUUUGUUUAACCGAUGGACCUGCGCAUGGCUGCGCAUGCACAAGAUCAGAUUUUGGAGAUUAGAGAAAAAACA